AUGUGCGGGCUGCGGCGGUGGGUCAGGGAGGGGGAGACGGGCAAGCGGAUGGGAAAGAGGACGGGGAGGGCCAGGCGCGGCGACCGCGCAUCGGUUCGUGGUAUCACUGGCUACGCGUCCGCGAUGGGCGAUAGCGGGUACGUGAACUGGGGGAGUGGAUGGGCCGACGCGGAGGCUUGUGUGGCGUUUGCUCUGGAGAAGAUCCGUAGCGAAGACAGGGAGGGGAGAGUUACGAUCGAGUGCGGCAAGAGGGUGGAGAGGUUGCUCUUCAGCGAUCCCCAGGUCGAACCUGAACUUGAUCGUGCUCCUCCCAUCAACCAAAGCGGAGCCGCAACCCCCGAGCCCAGACCCAAACCGGUAUGCACCGGGAUCCAACUCUCGAGCGGCGAGAUCCGCCACGCGAGCCUCGUCAUCCUCGCCACCGGAUCCUGGACCCCGACUCUGGUCGACCUGCGCGGUCGCGCCAUCGCUACCGGACAAGUGCUGGCGUACAUCCCGCUCAGCGAGGGCGAGUAUGCGGCGUUAAGCCGCAAGCCGGUGCAGCUCAACAUGAGCAGCGGCAUGUUUGUCAUGCCGCCCCGAGCCAGGGAGGGCGAGUCCCGGCGCGAACUGAAGAUCGCCAGGCAUGGAUUCGGGUAUCGCAAUCCGAGGAUGGUGCGGGAGCCUGCGCUGGCGCAGCGGCGGAGGAGGGAUCAGAGAGCAGAUGGGAGGGGUGAGGAGGACGCGAUGCGGGGACCGGAGAAUGUAGAACCAGGAGCAGGAGCAGGAGAUGGAGAUGGAGAAAAAGGAAAGGAUGGACAUGAGAUGCUCGAGAUCUCCGUGCCGGACACCACCAUCCCGAUUCCCCCUGAAGGCGAGGAGGCAUGCAGGAAGAUAGCCAGAGAGGCCUUUGGGCAUCCAGAUCCAGCCUCGAAUCCAGACUCGGAUGUCAAGUUGAAGGAGUUGCAUGAACUGGCUGCACUGGCAGACCGUCCCUUCUCCCGAACAAGGCUCUGUUGGUACUGCGACACGCCAUCAGGCAAUUUCCUCAUUACCGCGCACCCGCACAGCAGAAAUCUCUUCCUCGCCACUGGCGGAUCGGGCCAUGCGUUCAAGUUCUUCCCCGUAAUCGGGGACAAGAUCGUCGAUGCCAUCGAGGGAACCUUGGAGCCCGGGUUGCGCGAGUUGUGGCGCUGGAGGGAUGAUGCGGAAGCUGCUGACGACAUGUUUGACACGACGGGGGAUGGCAGUCGCGGCGGGCCGAGGGGGAUGAGGUUGGAUGUAGAGGUUGGGAGGGGACGGUAG
Endocarpon pusillum Z07020 is the source of this 1284-nucleotide messenger RNA. RefSeq lists its product as uncharacterized. Lineage: Eukaryota; Fungi; Ascomycota; Eurotiomycetes; Verrucariales; Verrucariaceae. Bases 1 to 1284 code for a protein of 427 amino acids. The transcript is spliced from 2 exons. Gene Ontology annotation, molecular function: proline dehydrogenase activity; L-pipecolate oxidase activity; flavin adenine dinucleotide binding. The record is from RefSeq and is a predicted model, not a curated record.